AUGUACUGUUUUUGGUAUUUGGGCCUAUUGAGAGCCAUCUUGGGCUGUAAUCCUUUACAGGAAGUUGACUGCUUUGUUCAGAAUCAAGCAUUGGGACGAGACAUUGAAAGAUUUGAAUCGAAAAGUUUCAAACUAACUGGUGAUGUUGAUAUAACAGAAGAAGAUUCACCUGAAUUCAAAGGUGCAAAUGUCAAAAUGUCAUUGAAUCAAAGAUUUGACAAUCCAAUGGCAAGUUCAGAAUUCUAUAUUUUAUAUGGAAAAGUCGAAUGUGAUAUAAAGGCCAGUCCUGGUCAAGGUAUCAUUUCAUCGUUCUACCUACAAAGUGAUGAUUUAGAUGAAAUAGACAUUGCUGAGUUGUUUGGAGGGAAUACUUAUCAAUUUCAGUCUAAUUUUUUCAUCAAAGGAAACACAACCACCUGGGAUAGGGGUGGGUACCAUGAAAUAAGGAACCCUAUUGAAUUUUAUAAUAGAUAUACUGUUGAAUGGACACCUGAAUCGAUCAAAUGGUGGUGUAAUGAACAAUUGAUAAGAGUUCUAGAAAAAGAUAAUGAUUAUGGGAUUCCUAGAUCACCUAUGGCGAUAAAAUUAAGUCUUUGGGCUGGAGGAGAUCCAAGUAAUGCAGAAGGGACUAUUUUAUGGGCUGGAGGUUUAAGUGAUUAUAGAGAAUUUCCUUAUGUGAUGAAUUUCAGAAAUCUUAAAGUCAGUGAUUAUAGUAGUGGACGAAUCUAUAGUUAUGGGCACAAAGAUGGAAUCUGGCAUGGUUUAAGUAGUGACGGUGUAAUCGGGGGACGGAAUUUUGUUACAACUUCUGAUUACAAUUUUGAGACAUCAACUGAUGGAUUUAAAGGAGAUGAAAAUCAAUUCGAUAAACGAGAAAACAUCACCUCAACUACCAACGAUUCUCUUAAGUUAUCCAUUCCCAUCAAUACUUUGCUUAUCAUGACCAUUACCAUCACCAUCUUCUUCAUCCCCAUAUCUUUAUCAUCAAUAUAA
Messenger RNA from Yamadazyma jaroonii, 993 nucleotides. The record is from the annotation of a GenBank genome assembly. NCBI's taxonomy places the organism in Eukaryota, Fungi, Ascomycota, Pichiomycetes, Serinales, Debaryomycetaceae.